GUUUACUUGCAUUCCUUUCUCUGCAAAACUUCUGCGAAAAGCUUUAUUGUGUGUUUCCUGUGCGUAAACUGCGGUAACAACUGGGGAUCUCUACAUCAAAUCUUUUGAAACCGAAAUCAGGUAAUGUAUGACGAACCUCUGAUUUUGAGUUACUCGAAGCGUCACUUCUCCUUUCUCCCUUUCUGUGAUUGAUUUAGAGUCCUUUGAAGGAAGUUAGGGUUAGAGGCGAGAAGGAUUUUGAAUGUGCAACAAAGGGGGGUUUUUUUUUUUUUUAUGUGGGAUCCUGAUUUAUUCCUCCCCCCUACUUCGUGCAGAGUUUGAGAAAAUGCCUUCAGAAGGAUCAGAAAGUGUAGUUGGGAGUGAGGUGAUGCCCCUGGACUAUGGGAGCAUGGACGCAGAGAGUAGUCCAUCUCCAACUAGUUCGGAGAAAACGGUAGAGGGGGUGGGAGGAGAUGAGGUGGUGGAGGUUGGGGAGAGAGAGGUGGUAGAGGUGGGGAGGAAUGAGAUGGUAGGGGUUAGGGUAGAUAGUAUACCCAUCACCGUAGUAGAAGUAGAGGGUAGAGGGGAGAGGAAUUAUGAUGUGAAUGCGAAGAUAGUGGAGGAGGUGAAGCAGUACAGAUCUGAGCUAAGGACCAGGGAUAGCCUGGGUCACUUAGUAGAAAAUUACGAGAUCUCGUCUCGAGUUUUAGUUAGGCCAGCUGGGGUAGAGGAGAGGGCAUGCCCUGCUCCUCGGGAUCACUGGAUGCCUGUGUACUCCCACUAUUUGAUAGCGGGACUCAGGUUUCCACUUCCUGAGUUGCUAGUGGGUUUACUGUUAGAUUACAACAUAGGGUUGACACAGUUGGUCCCCAACGCAAUAAGGGGGGGUAGUAGAAGAGAUAAGGGGUGGUAUUAUUUCACCCCGAGGGUAGCUAGUAAGGGGAAGUGGGGAAAAGGGGAUGCCGCGGUGAGGGAGUUAGCUUCCUGGAAGGCCAAAAGGGCCAACCAGAAUAGCGUGCAAUGCAUAGAGGCUGCUGAGCUCUAUGGGCUAAGCGCUUUGAGUGAAGCUGAAAUGGACCAGUUCUUGAACACUGCUGGAGGAGCGGCCAUCCCCAAGAAGCCAAGGAAGAAGUCAAAGACUUCAACCAAACAAGUGGAUGAGGGGAGGACCAGGAAAGAGGUAAUGCUUGCGGCUUCAGCUGAGACGGAGGAGAAGGUGCCACAGCUGAAGAGGAAGGGCUGGGAGGAGAGGAGGGCGCUACAGAAGAAGCAGAGGGUGGUGGAGGAGGAGACGAGGAAUGAGGUCCCUGUGUUCGUACCUCAGCCUUCUCCUGUUGAGCUGGACCCCGAGCUCAGACAGUUGGAGAAGGGGGUUGAGGUACGAGCUCCUGGAAAGGGAAAAGGCCCUAUUCCCCCACUGGGGCCUCAGAGCAGCCUGUUUGAGGCGAAGAACAUAACGAGGGCCAGGUGGUUCAUCAACAACACCUUCCCCGAGGUGGACCAAAGCAACGCGCGGGAGGAAGGUCUGAGUUUUGAUCUGCAGAGCGCGAGCUGGGUGAAUGGUCUAGCCCAGGAGUUCAGGGAGAGCCUGAAAGAUCGCGCACUCUUGCAGAGGCAGCGGGACCAGCUGCAGAAGGAGAAGGAGGAGUUGGAGAAGAAAAAUAAGGAGCUGCAAGAGUCUCUGAACGAGGUGGUUCCAACCGUCUCACAGUUGGAGCAAGAGAGGGCGUCUCUGAGCACCAAGCUCACUUUUGAGGAGAGCAAACGGAGGAUCGCUGAAAGCGAGUGUGAGGCUCAGGCACAAGAAAUGAAGCUGAUGACGGAGGCAUUCAAGGAGCUGAAGGAGAACAUGCGGAAGUUGGUGCAUAAUGGGAUGAAGGAGCACAUCAGUAACUUCAUCAGUUCCAGCUCCUUUGAUAGCAUCGUCAACUUGUACCGGCUGCCCACUGCCAUCAUCGCUUUCACAGACUGCAGAAAGAAGGUGAAGGCUGAAUAUCCCGAAGUGGAUGUGACAAAGAUCACCUUCGGCGAGCAAGAAGGAGGAGUGGAGGAGGAUGGCGAGAGCAUGUCAGCAGACUUUCGUCCUCAGAUUAAGCUGAGGUGGGAGGAUGAUGCAGACGGUCUUGCUGUUUUUCCUCCACAGUUCGACUUCGAGUUCGUUGCAGUGGAGGAAGGAGGGGCAGAGGCAGAGGAGGACGAGAUGGAGGCAAGAGUGGAGGGAACUGAAGUGGGUGAGGUCCAACCAGUUCCAGAAGUGGAGAUUCAUCCAGUUCCUUUUGACGAUGAGCAACCUCCUCUGCCGGACGAGCAGCAGCCAACUCAGCCACCUCCUCCAGCUGAGCAGGAGCCAGUGGAGCCAGUGGAGCCACCUCUCCCAUCAGGGAAAUAAUUUUUGUUUUUUGAUUUUUUGUAAAGACAGUUAAACAGUUUGUAAUAUUUAUGUUAUUCUGAAUGAAAAUUCAUUUUUGUAAUUAUGUGUUUAUUUAUGUUUGCCUGCUUAUUAUUAUAUAUUGAUAGAAGAACUGAGAUCACUUUUAAAAAAGAAGGUUAAUAAAAAGAAGUUAAUCAC
Messenger RNA from Rubroshorea leprosula, 2548 nucleotides. NCBI's taxonomy places the organism in Eukaryota, Viridiplantae, Streptophyta, Magnoliopsida, Malvales, Dipterocarpaceae. The record is from the annotation of a GenBank genome assembly.